Messenger RNA from Punica granatum (pomegranate), 3417 nucleotides. The record is from RefSeq and is a predicted model, not a curated record. NCBI's taxonomy places the organism in Eukaryota, Viridiplantae, Streptophyta, Magnoliopsida, Myrtales, Lythraceae.
CGUCUCCCUCCUUCUCUCUCUCUCUCUCUCGGAAGGAAGAAACUAUCAUUUCUCUCUCAAAAAUUUCACUCCUCCCUUUGAAUUUAUAAAUUCCUGACAGCAUUCAGUCCGUUGAUCUCUCUCUUCCUCCCUCCCUCCCUCUCUCUCUCUCUCUCUCUCUCUCUUCCUGUUCUCUUCACCUUCCCCAAUUCUCGCUUUCACUUGCCUUAUUAUCUUUGGGCUUGGCGUUUGCUAUCCUUCACGAAAGCUUAGGGUUUCGCUUCGACAAGAAAAAAAUUACACAACAGUCAUCAGGGACCGAGCUUCCAAGGUGUGGUAGGAUUGAAGGACCCUUUUGUCAAUCUGAUUAGGGCAUAGACGUUUUCUAGGGAUUUUCUGCCGAAUUUUGCUGUUUCUGUUAUCUUCACCAGCUAAAUAUGAGUGCCUGUUGUUCAGAUUAUAGAACUUUAGCCUUAGGGAAUCGAGAAUUGUUCGUGUCUGUGUUGUACAGCACAUUCUGUAGGUAGUAUUAUUAGUGUGUUGAGGUGGUGAGGAUCGGGGAUUCUGUAAGAUGACUGAUUUCCAGCCACUGCAACAAAAACCUGAAUCCACCAAUGACGCCCAUGCUGAUUUCGAGUGUGGAUUGGAGGAAUUUAUGCGUGGUCAUUUGGACGAAUGCAUGUCAUUUGCAUCGUGCAGCUCAACUCGCAUGCCUGAUGACGACGACGAUGAUGGGGACCAGCUGGUUCGGACAAGGCGGAGGUCUGAUCUUGAUGGCGAUGACCUGGCUGAGUCAUCAGCAGCGCGAAGGCGGCGCUCACGAAUUUUGAGCCGGUGGGCUGCGAGGCAGGCCCAAGAGAUGAUUACAACAAUUGAGAGGAGGAAUAGGGAGUCUGAGUUGAUGGCACUAGCGGGCCUGCAUACUGUGUCAAUGCUGGACUCGUCAUUCUUGAGGGAGACCCAGUCGCCCACUUCAAGGAGACAGGGCAACGUCGAGCGGCCCAGCACCCGAGCAUCUGCCAUUUUGCAGAUGUGGCGGGAGUUGGAGGAUGAGCAGUUGCUCAAUCGAGCACGUGAGCGGGUGAGGGAAAGGUUGAGGCAUCAGAGGAGUGUCGAAUCUAAUACAGAUGUAUCUGGCACAAACAGGGCUGAGAGUAGGGCGAGCGAGAAUCAGGGGAGUGUUGGGGAUGUGACUGAGAGUGAGAAUGAGUAUGGUACUUGGUCUCAUGACCAGAUGGUAUCCCAAAAUGAUCAUGGAGAUACUAAUGGGUCGAGCAGGGAGCAAUCUCCUGAUUUUGGUGAUGUUGAUAGGGAGAGGGUGAGGCAUAUAGUUCGGGGUUGGAUGGAGAGUGCCAUUAGUGACCACUCUCCAAGUGUGACGCAGCGGAGCAACAGUCCCAGAGCAGAAUGGCUUGGGGAAACAGAACGUGAAAGGGUGAGAAUAGUUAGAGAGUGGAUGCAAAUGACAAGUCAGCAGCAGAGAGGAGCUCGUGGUGGUCAGAGGGAAGAUCAGGCUGCAGCUGCUCAAGCUGAUCAAGUUCGUGAAGGGGCAGUUGCUGACCACGAUGAAAGCCAGCCGGAGCAUAUUCGCAGGGACAUGCUAAGGUUACGUGGAAGACAAGCUAUAGUCGAUUUGCUUGUGAGAGUUGAGAGGGAAAGGCAGAGAGAACUACAGUCUCUGCUUGAGCAUCGGGCGGUCUCUGAUUUUGCUCAUCGAAAUCGAAUUCAGUCAUUACUCAGAGGUAGAUUCUUGCGAAAUGAAAGGCCUGUUGAAGAAGAAAGGCCACCUUCGAUGGCUGCCAGUGAAUUAGUUCAGCUGAGACAGAGGCAUACUGUGUCUGGUUUGAGGGAAGGGUUCCGCUCCAGAUUAGAGAAUAUUGUUCGUGGUCAAGCAACCACUCAGCCUGAGACGUCUUUGGAUAGUAACAGCAAUGAUUCCAGAAAUGAUAGGGUCCUGGCCACUCCUCAGAAUGUCCAACGGGACAAUCAUGAGCUGUUGCAGCCUACAACUGAGGAAAGUGACACCAUGCACUUGGAUCAGACUGCAGUUAUGGAAAACAGUGAAAUUGCUGAGAGAAUUGACCAAGAAGAAACUGAUGAACAUGGAGGGGUCUGGCAGGCAUUAAAUUCUGAAGAUGAAAGAAGAGACUGGCAGCAGUCAACUUAUGGGCGAUUGACUGAAGAAAGGAAUGGCAAUUCCGAAGAUGGAGAUCGAAAUUGGCAGGAGAAUCCUGUUAGUAAUUGGCAACAUGCAGUUACUGGCAAUGCAGAGCAGGAAGGACAUCUGCAGCAAAACCAGGGGAAUUGGAAUGAGGAUGUCCCUCGAGAAGCUGCUGGAAAUUGGGCAGAAGGCCCUUCAGGUCCUCCCAGAGCUCGCCGUGCUUUCCAUUUCAGGAGAUAUAAUAGGUUUCAUCCCCCUGAUGAUGAUAAUGUCUACAGUAUGGAACUCAGAGAACUUUUAAGCAGGAGGAGUGUUUCGAAUCUUCUUCGAAGUGGUUUCCGAGAAAGCUUGGAUCAACUGAUACAGUCAUAUGUGGAGAGGCAAGGACGGGCUCCAAUUGACUGGGAUCUGCAUAGAAACUUGUUAUCUCCUAGUCCUGCUUCACCUGAGAGGGAGCAGGAAAUGCAGAGGAAUGAACAAAUGGACGAUGCGAUCAACAGACCUUCGAUGGCUCUUCCAACGCCACCUGCACCUCCUCCUCAGCCACUCUGGCACCAGGGUUUACAUCACAGUGGCUGGACCCGCCAAAGCAUGCAUCGAUCAGAAAUUGAAUGGGAAACGAUCCAUGACCUGAGGGCUGACAUGGCAAGGCUGCAGCAAGGUAUGACUCACAUGCAGAGGAUGUUGGAGGCAUGCAUGGAUAUGCAACUCGAGCUGCAGCGCUCAGUGAAGCAGGAAGUUUCUGCUGCUCUGAACCGAUUCCCCGGGGAAAAAGGUAUAGGGGCAGAGACGUCUGAAUAUGGAUCAAAAUGGGGACAUGUUAGGAAAGGGACCUGUUGCGUUUGCUGUGAUAGUCAUAUCGAUUCUCUCUUAUACAGAUGUGGUCACAUGUGCACGUGCUCGAAAUGCGCAAACGAGCUGGUUCGAGGUGGUGGGAAGUGCCCUUUGUGCAGAGCUCCAAUCGUUGAGGUCAUUCGAGCAUACUCCAUACUGUAAGUAAAGAAAGCUGUAAAGUUCUAAAAUUGAUAAUAGAAUAGAAGCAGCAAAAGAUCGAGAGGAGGAACUGCCCGAUUCUUCUUCUAAAUGGGAAGGAAGGAGUUGAACUCUUUGGAUCUUUACCUGUGGAGUGGGGCGUUGAGUUGUCGCUCCCUGUUUCUCUGAUUAUAUGUGGAACAACCUGAAAUGUAUAUCUGAAAAUAACAGUAGGCAUGGCCACUAAUUCUUCAUUCUUCGUAAAUAAAAGUUCUGCAAGAAAUUCGUCUGUGAGCUUUUCUUCA